AUGUCGAUCCCUAACGAAGCUUUGUCCAAGUUGUUGCAAGAAAUCGAGGCCCGUGCGAUCAGCUCGCAGCAGCAGAUGGGAAUCACCAAAGCGCAGAUCACAGCCAAGCAAAGGGAAAUUAGACUCUUGGAGUUGACAUCGAAGGAAGUUGGAGCGCUGCCGAAGGAUACUAAGGUUUAUGAGGGUGUCGGCAAGAUGUUCGUUGGAGUGCCAAUUAACACCGUUGACAAGCGAAUGUCGACAGAGACAACCGAGCUGAAAAAUGAGAUUACGGGUCUGGAGAAGAAGCUGAAUUACUUUGAGAUGACAAACAAGAACAGCCGGGAGAACUUGGAGCAAAUUUUGAAGUCGGGCAGGGCGUAA
Messenger RNA from Aspergillus wentii DTO 134E9, 363 nucleotides. Its product is annotated as putative prefoldin subunit 1. NCBI's taxonomy places the organism in Eukaryota, Fungi, Ascomycota, Eurotiomycetes, Eurotiales, Aspergillaceae. Bases 1 to 363 code for a protein of 120 amino acids. The record is from RefSeq and is a predicted model, not a curated record. Gene Ontology annotation, biological process: protein folding. Gene Ontology annotation, molecular function: protein folding chaperone. The transcript has 3 exons. Gene Ontology annotation, cellular component: cytoplasm; prefoldin complex.